CUCAAAACCUUCAAGCCUCUGGUGCCGACCCCAAACCAUCCUCCACCACUCGACACUCAACCCUCGCAUCUGCAACCCGACAAACACCAUAGUCACCGCCUCUCGACCGCACACGUUACGAUCGUCGAUUUAUUCUUUCUCUGUUCUGCGCGCGAUAUACCCGAUUUCUUUUCCUUUUCCCUCACCGUCGAUAUCUGAAGGGAAAGACCCUUCAGCCAUCGCCCACCGCCUGAAUCUCCCCAGCAGAUUCCACCACACAUAUCACAAUGGCUCUUAAGCGCAUCAACAAGGAACUCCAAGACCUCGGCCGUGAUCCCCCCUCAUCAUGCUCUGCCGGUCCUGUCGACACAGCAUCCGGCAACCCGGACCUGUUCCACUGGCAGGCGACGAUCAUGGGACCGAACGACUCACCUUUUGCUGGCGGUGUUUUCUUCCUGGAGAUCCGCUUCCCUACCGACUACCCCUUCAAGCCACCGAAGGUCAGCUUCACCACCCGCAUCUACCACCCCAACAUCAACAGCAAUGGCAGCAUCUGCCUCGACAUUCUGCGAGAUCAAUGGAGCCCUGCCUUGACCAUCUCCAAAGUCCUCCUGUCGAUCUGUUCGAUGCUUACCGACCCCAACCCUGAUGACCCCCUGGUCCCGGAGAUCGCUCAUGUGUACAAGACAGCGAGGGCCCAGUACGAGAACACGGCCCGCGAGUGGACCCGGAAGUACGCUGUUUAAUCGUGGCUGUCAAUUGGGUGUACGGCUGAACUAGUACUGGUGCGACCUUUCUGAGGGGUGCUGGAGCCGCACUGGCGCGCAACCUCCUGCAUACUAUCUGGCAAGCAUACCGUCAGGAAGCCCGCGAUGUGCGCGCGCGCUUUGGGAGGAGGGUGUCACGAAGGAAAGAAUGCAUGAAACCUCUACAUAAGCCCGACUGGGAUUGCUUCUCGGUAGACAGACGGCCUUUUCGUUGUGUCGCGUGAUAUUGAUUCCAUUCUCCCAUAACUCUGAACUUGUCCGUAACGAAUCCUUUCAUACAAUCAAUUUCCGCUUGCGACAUGUAUCCUCC
This is a messenger RNA of Gaeumannomyces tritici R3-111a-1, 1056 nucleotides long. RefSeq names its product ubiquitin-conjugating enzyme. The coding region runs from base 267 to 725 and encodes 152 amino acids. NCBI's taxonomy places the organism in Eukaryota, Fungi, Ascomycota, Sordariomycetes, Magnaporthales, Magnaporthaceae. Gene Ontology annotation, cellular component: nucleus. Gene Ontology annotation, biological process: ubiquitin-dependent protein catabolic process; protein polyubiquitination. The transcript has 6 exons. The record is from RefSeq and is a predicted model, not a curated record. Gene Ontology annotation, molecular function: ubiquitin conjugating enzyme activity.